CUCGUGGGUUACAAAGCUCAAAAUUCGAAUGUCGUACAAUACCAAAUAUGGUGUUUGAAGCAUGUUAAGAAAAAAAGUUUAUUUUCUCCAGUGCUCAGCUUACUGUGGCACCGCCCAUUUUCUCCUAUUUUCUUCUCCUCCCCAAUUUUUUUUACCGCAGAAAAUGGAAGAAACGAAAAAUGAAGAUUUCACCUCAGUAUUGAUAUCACCAGCAAGCAAAGCAAUGUUGCGAGGGAACAAAAAAGAUUCAGCACUAGUAUCUGAUGCGGACGACUCUACGAAGACCAGCGCUAAAACUAACAAGCAUUCAAAAAAACCACGUUGGACCUUUAGAAGUAUGUUUGUUUGCAUUGCUGCAUGCUGCCUUUUGGGAUUGUACUGUCUCAACAGUAUAUAUAAUCAGUUGUCUCCGAUUUCUGGCACAUGUGCAGAAGAAUGGGAGAUUUCCAUAGACUACCCUGUUAGCUUUCCAAGAACACGCGAACUGCUAGUGCUAAGAAGGUCGAUCCGAUUCCUUGCCAGAAGCUACGGAGAAGACAUCAUGGGCAAAUGCUACCGUCCGCAGACACUGCUAAAUGAUUUCCUUGUAUUUUCCAGAAUCCCAGAGCUAUCGUCUACCUUCAGCAAUAACGGCCGGCCAUUUCCUACACCACAGCCAUCUGCUAAUUAUUCGGGAGCACAGGCACCCUACUCAGAAACAAAGAGCUUCUCCUCUCUUCCACCAUCGCCAUCCUCCGCAUUCCUUUCCCCAUUCAAUCACAGUGGCGCGCCCAUGCCCACCUUUAGCGCUGCCCAUGAUAGUAUGGUGGUGGGAUCAACAAAGACACGCGGAUAUGUGGCAACCCCAAGUAGCAGCACUACCUUCUCAAAUCGGUACGGUUAUAUUGAUUUCAGUCCACUCGCAGUUGAUUAUGCACAAAACAUAUCCGUGCCUGGAGGAUCCAUCCGCGGUCUAGCUAUCCAAGUCGACGAUGAUAUUGACGUUUCUGUACACAUUUUAACGGCAUCUCAAGCUGGCCUUGAUUCUACCGAAAUGUUGCAUAUCUAUCUGAAACCAUCGUAUACCUCGUAUGACGGCCAUUAUGACAAUAACAGCGACAACGAUGACGAUGACGAUGACGAUAAUGGUUUCAGAGAUGCGGGGCUUCAGCUAUACGGUGGCUAUGGGCGCUACAGUCUAUGGCUUCGUAGUACAACAUUUCAUCAUGUCAAAUGUUCACUACGGAUUAUAUUACCAGAUAUAUAUUCUAGCACCAACGAAACUAGCGCUUCUUUCACGAACGGCAAUGGUGGCUUGCAGCAUUUUAUGUUCCAUGCAAAAGCAGGAAAUGUUUAUGCCAAAGAUCUGAAUUUUUUACGUUUUACGGCUACUGUAGGACGGGGUACUGUGAAUCUAACAUCUAUCGACACCGAGAACAUGCGUAUUGCUAUUUUGGACGGGCAUAUUGAUUUGAGAGGAAUUAAGGUCAAAAGAAGCCUUGCUUCUGGUGUUGUACGCGGAUCAUCAACGGUUCUUGCCAAGAUACAUCCAGAAUUGAAUAAUAAUACAUACACUCUUGUUAACAUGUGUGCAGAUGGAUAUACGUAUACAGAUGUCAUGACUACAGAAGAGGACCACGACAAGUUCGCAGCCAAUUUGCAUGUUUAUCGAGAAACUGGAACACGGGCCUUAGACGAAUUGGAACCGAUGAUUAAGCUAAAAGGGGACACGUAUUAUGCGGAUCCUAGCCUGGCUCUUUUACACCCAAACAGCACGGAUGUUUACAAGACGGGCUAUAUGAUUGCGCCAAACACCGAUUCGAAAAUUCUCGUGUACACUGGUGCAAAAUCCGACGCAAGUCGCGCCAUGAAAUCUCGAUUUUUGUACGGAUACUACUACGAAAACCAGCAAUAAGUAGUAACAUGUACUGCUACCGUUAUACAUUUGUUUUGUUCUGUUUUGGCAAAAAUAAACGCUGCAACGUGACUAUGAUUUUAUUGCCAACAUAACCGCCGUCUUGCAACAGCACAUCCUUCGUUUGCGUAACAACAAUUUGACAGAAAGACCUCUUCCGAUAAAUGGCUCAGCAAUUGAUAAUUCAAACAAACGAAUUGAACCUCACAAGCAGAACACAUUCUGUACGAGA
Molecule: messenger RNA, 2126 nt
Organism: Zychaea mexicana
Lineage: Eukaryota; Fungi; Mucoromycota; Mucoromycetes; Mucorales; Lichtheimiaceae
Exons: 6
Coding region: 62-1894 (610 amino acids)
Source: RefSeq, a predicted model, not a curated record